This is a messenger RNA of Heterocephalus glaber (naked mole-rat), 4003 nucleotides long. RefSeq names its product KICSTOR subunit 2 (gene Kics2). Gene Ontology annotation, cellular component: KICSTOR complex. NCBI's taxonomy places the organism in Eukaryota, Metazoa, Chordata, Mammalia, Rodentia, Bathyergidae. Gene Ontology annotation, biological process: negative regulation of TORC1 signaling; cellular response to amino acid starvation; protein localization to lysosome. The record is from RefSeq and is a predicted model, not a curated record.
GUCGAGCUGGAGCGCAGUUCGCAUGGGGGAGUCUAUCCCGCUUGCCGCCCCGGUCCCCGUGGAACAGGCGGUGCUGGAGACGUUCUUCUCUCACCUGGGUAUCUUCUCUUACGACAAAGCCAAGGACAAUGUGGAGAAGGAACGAGAGGCCAACAAGAGCGCUGGGGCCAGCUGGCUGUCGCUGCUGGCGGCCUUGGCGCACCUGGCCGCGGCCGAGAAGGUCUAUCACAGCCUCACCUACCUGGGGCAGAAACUAGGGGGCCAGUCUUUCUUCAGCAGGAAGGAUUCCAUCCGUACCAUUUAUACGUCCCUGCAUAAUGAGCUGAAGAAGGUGGUGACAGGCCGAGGAACCCUAGGUGGGACUGCUCCUCAUGUGGAAGAACUCCUCUCCCACCUGUCAGAGCAGCUCUGCUUCUUUGUUCAGGCUCGGAUGGAGAUCGCAGACUUCUAUGAGAAGAUGUACACCCUCAGCACACAGAAGUUCAUCAAUGCUGAAGAGCUUGUGGGCCUUUUGGACACCAUCCUCAAGAAGUACAGCGCCAGAUUUCAUCACCCAAUCCUCAGUCCUUUGGAGAGCAGUUUCCAGCUGGAAGUCGAUGUCUUGAGUCAUCUCCUGAAGGCCCAGGCUCAGGUCUCGGAGUGGAAGUUCCUCCCUUCCCUGGUUAACUUGCACAGCGCUCACACCAAGCUGCAGACCUGGGGCCAGAUCUUUGAAAAGCAGCGAGAGACCAAGAAACAUUUGUUUGGAGGGCAGUCGCAGAAGGCUGUUCAGCCCCCACACCUUUUCCUUUGGCUGAUGAAACUCAAAAACAUGCUCCUGGCCAAGUUUAGCUUUUACUUUCACGAGGCACUGAGCCGACAAACUACUGCUUCAGAAAUGAAAGCGUUGACUGCAAAAGCUAACCCAGACCUUUUUGGAAAGAUUUCCAGCUUCAUCAGGAAAUACGAUGCUGCCAAUGUGUCCUUAAUUUUUGACAACCGAGGUUCAGAGAGUUUUCAGGGUCAUGGUUAUCAUCACCCCCACUCCUACAGAGAGGCCCCUAAGGGCGUGGACCAGUACCCAGCCGUGGUGUCUCUGCCCAGCGAUAGGCCUGUCAUGCACUGGCCCAAUGUCAUCAUGAUCAUGACAGACCGCACAUCUGACCUGAACAGCUUGGAGAAAGUGGUCCACUUCUAUGAUGACAAAGUUCAGAGCACCUACUUCCUAACCCGCCCAGAACCUCAUUUUACCAUUGUGGUCAUUUUUGAGUCAAAGAAAUCGGAGAGAGACUCCCACUUUAUUUCCUUCCUUAAUGAGCUCUCACUUGCUCUAAAGAACCCCAAAGUUUUUGCAAGUCUAAAACCUGGAUCCAAAGGUUAGCAGGUGACUUGUGUGAAAGAUUCUCAAAACUAGGAAUUGUUUUUAAUGGCUGUGAUGAUCUACAGUGGUCUGUGAUUAGAAUUUACAUCCACUCAUGCUUCUCUCAGAGUUAAAUUGAAGGCAAAUCCUCCCUAAUUGUGUUGCACACUUUAUAAGUAAUUAAGGCCAAUUGAAGUAAGGCCAAAAGUAAUCUAGGAAAUGAUCAUGGGUUGCUGUAUGUAUGCAUGGUAGAGCAAAGUAGUUUUGGUAUUUUCUCCUAUUUUCCUGUAAUUCAUUUAGACUAGUGGUCUUUGAUCUUUCCUUUCAGAUGAUUUUUAUUAUUCUGAUUAUUAUGUUUUAAUGCAUUUCCAAACACCUCUCUCUUCCCUACUUUCCUGGAAGAGUAAUUGGGAUAAGAUAUUAAAUGAGUAUGUUUCCUGUCUUUUAAAUUAGCCAGUUAACAUGGAGCUUUUAGUUUUAUAAUCUGAUAUACAAAUUAAUAUUUUGAUGCCACAUCAUGUUUUAACAGUUCAAAGACCUUCAUGGCAGAUUUAAUGGCCAAUAGCUUCUUUCAGAGUGAAAGAACUAACACAUAUUUUUUUACCAUUAUAAGGUGAAGAGUUUUUCACUGUCAGCAUAAGCCAUUUUAUGGGUUUCCUCAUUCUUCAGCAUAUUAUCUCCUUUAAUUUCUGUUUAUCACCGUCCUGUUGAAAUAUAAGUUCAUGUUUGACUCUCCUUCUGGUUAAUUUUGGGCUUAGAAAGCAUGCAGUCUUGGUUUUUCAGUCACUUGUAGUUUGUCACACAACAGAGCCUACUUUUAUAAAAUCAAAAUGAAAGUCUUUUGAUACCUUGCACUUGCUAAAAAUCAGUUGUGCUUUAAAAAAGAGCUCUUUGUAGUUGAGUAAUCAACUCAGUACCUAUGCACAUUUGAAUUUGGGUUUCUGUGUUCCACCCUAGCCUGCCUUACCAUUUUCCUGUAGUAGGUGUUCAUGGGGAAGUAGGCAGAUCAGUGAAGACAUCAAAGUCUAUGAAGACCUUCACUUCUGUCAUUGUUCAGAGUAACAAUAGCCACAGAGAAUAACUGAAUCGUUACUACUUGAUAGUUCCUUCAAAGCUUCUGUGAAAUGUAAAGGCCAGAUCAGUCUUGUUUUUCAAGAUCCCAUGGACCAUUAUUUGAGGGUCCAUAGCAGGGAAGGAGGGAAUCAGCACAGCUGAGACUCAGCAUGGGAGGCCCGCCUGCCUCACCUAGACUACCUGGUAGAGAAACCCACUGGCCUCUUUUCUGGAGAGAACAUGUAUCUUUCUUUUCUUUAUUUCUCUCUCUUUUUCAUCAUAUUAUUUGUAAAAAGCUAGUUUACUUUAAAUAGAAAGUAGUGUUUACAUCUGCAUUGUAUUCACUCAAGUUUUAUAAAAAUAUGAAUAUAUUUUACAUUGAUCUAACAUAAAAGUUGAAAACAAUGGUACUAAAGAGUCAAAUAGUUUUUCCUCCCUUUUGUAUUUUGCCAAGAAACUGAAAAAUGUUCCUUGGUGUGUAUGUAUCUUUCUUUUCCUAGGUAAAACCACCAUUAGCCUUAAUGAUAGGGUUCCCAUGUAUCUAAAAGAAUAUAUGCUUCAGGGCCCAGGAUUUAGCUCAGUGGUUCCACUGCCUGCCUCACAAGCACAAGGACCUGAGUUCUAUCCCUGGUACCAAAAAAAAAAAAAAAAGAAUACAUGCAUCAGUGGAACACAGAGAGGAAUGUAAAUAAAACAUACAUACAAUACUUAAGCAGUCAAAUAUAUACAUAUUUGAAUUGUAUAUUUAUUUUUAAAUGUAUUUUUAAAAUAAACACAAUUUACAAUGGACAGAUGGUAGAUGUGACUAUUAAAAUCUAAGAACAUAAAUUCAUAAUUUGCUGUGCAGCUGUCAUAGUCUAUUGAUGGAGUCUUUGAAGAUUAAGUAUUGAUACUUUAAUCAUUUCUUAAACUCUUCAAUAAAGUUUUCUAAUUAUAUUAAAAAGACAUAUUUUGGUUCAAAACAUAAAGUCAUUUUUACUCUUAAGAUUUAUCCUCUAAGGACAGUAAUGAGAUGAUGUGUAAUGCCUGUGUUUAACUAAUUUGAAGAGUAAAUGUGUACAUUCUCUGCAGACUGCCUACUUUGAAAUUUGUUUCUAAACUACAGCCUGAUAAAUGUUUCUGGGUAACUGGGAGUAGCAGUCAACACUGACUCUGCCAGAGUCCUUCAAGGAGUGUUUGACUUCAGGGUGCUGUUUUGACACAGGAUGAACAUUUACAACUUUGUCUCCUCAUCAGUUCAACCUGGAAUCUGAUAUGUUAUUUUUUGGGGGAGUGUGUGAAAAUAAAGCCAAGAGAAAUCAGUGUUCUAUAUAGAACUGAUUUGGACAUUUUGGGGAAGUUUGCUUUCAAGAAAGAAAAUAAUUGAUACUUCACUGUCCUCCCUAUGGAAUCACUUAGGUGAUCUUUAUAAUAUGUCCACACUGAUCUAGUAGCAAGUUAGCCUGAGUUCAAUUUCCCUGUCUUUAAAAUGGGAAUAUAAAAGUAUACUCCUUUUUCAAAGGCUACUGUAAGACUGUAAUGAAAUCAUGCAUACAAAAAAGGGUUUGAAAACUUGCUGGGGUUUGAAAGCUGUAUAAAUAAAAGAUGAAGCCACUCUUCCCUUAAACUUGA